This is a messenger RNA of Hirundo rustica (Barn swallow), 1608 nucleotides long. It is a transcript of the gene HMGB3, whose product is annotated as high mobility group box 3. Gene Ontology annotation, molecular function: DNA binding, bending. NCBI's taxonomy places the organism in Eukaryota, Metazoa, Chordata, Aves, Passeriformes, Hirundinidae. Gene Ontology annotation, biological process: regulation of transcription by RNA polymerase II. Gene Ontology annotation, cellular component: nucleus. The coding region runs from base 107 to 715 and encodes 202 amino acids. The record is from RefSeq and is a predicted model, not a curated record. The transcript has 5 exons.
AGGCCGCUCUCGUAGGCAGCCAACGCGAGGCUGAGCCGCGCCGAGCCCCGCGUCGUGCCCUGCGCUCCGCUCCUGUCCACACUACCGCGAACAAUACAGAGUCAAGAUGGCUAAAGGUGAUCCGAAGAAGCCCAAGGGCAAGAUGUCUGCCUAUGCCUUCUUUGUGCAGACGUGCCGUGAGGAACACAAGAAAAAGAACCCAGAGGUUCCAGUCAACUUUGCAGAGUUUUCUAAGAAGUGCUCAGAGAGGUGGAAGACCAUGUCAAGCAAGGAAAAGGCUAAAUUUGAUGAAAUGGCAAAGGCUGAUAAGGUACGAUAUGAUAGAGAAAUGAAGGACUAUGGACCAGCUAAGGGUGGCAAGAAGAAGAAGGACCCCAAUGCCCCAAAACGACCGCCGUCUGGCUUCUUCCUCUUCUGUUCAGAGUUUCGCCCCAAGAUCAAGUCCACGAACCCUGGCAUAUCCAUUGGGGACGUAGCGAAGAAACUGGGCGAAAUGUGGAACAACCUCAGCGAUGGUGAAAAGCAGCCUUACAACAAUAAGGCAGCCAAACUGAAGGAGAAGUACGAGAAGGAUGUUGCAGACUACAAGUCUAAAGGAAAGUUUGAUGGCGCAAAGGGAGCAGCAACCAAAGCUGCUCGGAAAAAGGUAGAGGAAGAAGACGAAGAGGAGGAGGAGGAUGAAGAAGAGGAGGAUGAAGAUGAUGAUGAUGAAUAAAACUGUACAAUACUUGUCUCCAUGUGAAUACCAUAGAGUAGGGGAAACACCGUAAAUGAAGCACCUCUUAUUUGAGAUGGUGUCUCUUGCCCUUAUUAGGCUUAAUUAAAAAAAAAAAAAAAAAAAAAUUGGAUUCCGAUCGCGUUGUAGUUUCUAAAAGUGCUCUAGAAAUUGUAACUGGUUUACAUGAAGUGGCCAUGGGUGUAGUGAGCACCCUGAAACUGUAUCAAAGUUGUACAUAUUUCCAAACAUUUUUAAAAUGAAAAGGCGCUCUAGUGUUCUCCUAACUCUGUGCACUUUGCUGUUGGUGUAACAAAGCAUUUAAAAAUGUUUCAAGCAUUUUUUUUUUUUUUUUUUUUUUUUUUAAUUUGUAAGGUGGUGUUACUAUAUGGUUAUUGGCUAGAAAAUCCUGGGUUAUAAACUGUACAUAUCUAUAGUUUGUAAAAACUAGACAGAUUUCUUGUGGUACAUGCUUAGAGUGAUGAUGCCUUAGAGGAGCAGUGAUUACUUGGAGAGGCUGUACGUUCCCCGGGGUGCCAUGGCCCAAAGCAUGCACUGUGAGGGUAGAUCUAUUUACACUACAGUGGGCGUCCAUUUAGCUUAAAGUUGUCUUUCUGUAUAUAGUGAAAUAGCAUUCUGCUGCCAUUCUUAGUUGUUGGAAAGGGGGUUCAGCUGGCAUGAGAAGUGUAUGGGUUUUUUUUAGUUAAGUGCGGUAGUUUUUAAACUGAAACUGUAGACAUCUCUUCAUCGUCAACUAAGUGAAGAGCCAGUGCAGCAACUGAAGUUCAAAAACACUCUGUACUUAAACAAAUUUGCAACGUUCUGUUUUUUUUGUAUGUUUAGAAUGCUGAAAUGUUUUUGAAGCAAAAAUAAACAGUAUUACAUUUUUAAAA